This is a messenger RNA of Amaranthus tricolor (Joseph's coat), 429 nucleotides long. RefSeq lists its product as uncharacterized. The transcript has 3 exons. The coding region runs from base 1 to 429 and encodes 142 amino acids. Lineage: Eukaryota; Viridiplantae; Streptophyta; Magnoliopsida; Caryophyllales; Amaranthaceae. The record is from RefSeq and is a predicted model, not a curated record.
AUGGCGUCUCCAACUGCUCCUAUCCCUUGUCAGUCUAUCAUGGCUAAAUUGGCUUCUGAAAUUUGUAUAAAGGAUCUUGGUCCUCUCAUCUAUUUCUUGGGUAUUAUUGUCGCUGGCACUACUACUAGCUUAUUUCACUCUCAAAAAAAGUAUGUUGCUAAAAUUCUAAACAAAGCCAUAAUGUUGACUUGUAAGUGUGCCCUUACUCUUGUCACUACUACUGGCAAACUCAGUGCUAAGUCUGAUGCUCCUUUUGAAAAUCCCACUUUAUAUCGAUGUUUAGGUAGCUCUUUGCAGUAUUUCAUCUUUACUCGUCCAAAUAUGUCUUAUGUUGUUGAACAGACGUGGGCGAGUGCUCCAAUACUUUUUGUUGUUGUCAUCUUGGGUAACCAUUUACUUUCUCGGUCCUUAAAGCAACAACCUAUUUGA